UUAUAUUUAUUUAUAUUUAUAUGAAAAGAAAAGCAGAAAACAUUCUUAAUCAAAAAAAAAACAGAAAACAUUCAUUGGUUGGAAAUUGGAAUAUUAAAUUUAGUUGAAAAGGGCAUUUUCACCUAAUUAUUUUUUCCAUCCGAAAUUCCUCUCCGGAUUUAGUUUCCUUCACCUUCAACCUCUCUCUCUAGAUUUAUGCAUUUCCAGAAUCCCCUGCCUACAUUUUAGCUUAAUUUUCUCUGCCACUAUAUAAUUCUUGAAUUGCAAAGUAUAUCCUAUUUCUCGAGAAUCUAGAUCUAUUCCGUAAAGGUUGAUUAUUUGCUGAUACAGGCGAAUUUAGUAAGGAUUCUGGGUUUUUCGCAAUUCUAGUCAUUUGAAAACAAGUUUUGAGUUUCUGAGACGAAAAUAUCAAGCUUUUAGUCUAGAAAGUUGCGCGCUUUGUGUGCUUGAUUCUGGAUAGUCUGAGCUGAAUUGACUGAAAAAAAGAGAAAGACAACCGGUGGAAGAAGACUCACACAUGUCACAGGUUUCUAUAGAUACAGAAAUAGUUGAAACGGAGUCGUGUUCUGGAGGUUCGCACCUCUUUAGAAAUCUGAGAGGCGUAAGGUGGCGUAUAGAUUUGGGGAUUUUACCAUCUUAUCCUUUGGCCUCCGUCGACGAUCUCCGCCGGGUUACCGCCGAUUCUCGGAGAAGGUAUGCUGCGUUAAGGAGGCAACUUCUAGUUGAUCCACAUGUGCCGAGAGAUGGAGGCAGCAGCUCUCCUGAUCGUGUCAUGGACAAUCCACUAUCCCAAAACCCAGAUAGCAUGUGGGGUCGAUUCUUCAGAAAUGCUGAACUGGAGAGAAUGUUAGAUCAAGAUUUGACGCGCUUGUAUCCUGAAAGAGGCAGCUAUUUCCAGACAAGUGUAUGCCAAGGCAUUUUAAGACGGAUCUUACUGCUCUGGUGCCUUAGACACCCAGAAUAUGGCUACAGACAAGGCAUGCAUGAAAUUUUGGCUCCUCUGUUAUAUGUUCUUCAUGUUGACGUGGAACAUCUCUCAGAAGUGAAAAGAACCUAUGCUGACCACUUCGUUGAUAAAUUUGAUGGCUUCUCAUUUCAUGAAAAUGACUUGACAUACAAGUUUGACUUCAAGAAAUUCUCAGAGUCUGUAGGAGAUAAUUAUGGAUUUGACAACACUUCUGCAAAAGCUAGUAGUCUCAGUGAACUUGAUUCUGAGAUUCAAACCAUAGUUUUACUAAAUGAUGCCUAUGGAGCAGAAGGUGAACUUGGUAUUGUCUUGUCUGAAAAAUUCAUGGAACAUGAUGCCUAUUCCAUGUUUGAUUCUUUAAUGAGUGGAUCUGGUGGUGCCAUAGCAAUGGUCGAGUUCUUCUCUCCUCCAUCCGGGAAGCCACAUACUGGACCUCCUCCUGUAAUUGAAGCUUCUGCUGCCUUCUAUCACUUGCUUUACAAUGUUGAUUCAUCUCUUCACACUCACCUUGUAGAAUUAGGAGUUGAACCCCAAUAUUUUGCCCUUCGCUGGCUACGGGUAUUAUUUGGACGCGAAUUUUCUUUGGAAGAUCUUCUGGUAAUCUGGGAUGAAAUCUUUGUUCAUGAAAAUACGAGGUCGAGCACUGCUGUUGCUUGUGAUGCUGAAUCCAACUUCACACUUCUCGAGUCGCCUAGGGGUGCAUUCAUUUGCGCUUUUGCAGUCUCUAUGAUACUUAACUUGAGGUCUUCAUUGCUUGCCACUGAGAAUGCUACUAUCUGUCUUCAGAGAUUAUUGAACUUUCCCGAUGAUAUUAAACUUGCAAAGUUGCUGGCAAAGGCAAAAUCCUUGCAUGCUGUCGCCAGAGAUGCAAACAAGUUGACCCCUAUGCCAAUUCAAUCUGAGUCAUUUGACAUAAGAAAGUCAACGAUAACUAGGGGUCAUAGCCUUUCUAUGGAUUCUUCUUCUCCAAAAACUCCUCUAACUGUGGUACCUGACAGCUACUGGGAAGAGAAAUGGAGAGUUUUGCAUAAAGAAGAAGAAAAUAAGCAAAGUGCUGGGGGAGAACAAGUUCCAAAUCGCAGAAAAGGUUGGUCUGAAAGAGUAAGACUCCACUUGUCUAGGACUGAAUCUGAUCCUUCCUCGUCAAAGAAAAAUGAAAGAACCAAAAUUCCGAAGCCAUCUGUCAGGAGAAGUUUGUUGGAGGAUCUUGCACGACAGCUCGGAGCAGAUGAAGAUACUAAAGAGAAUACAGUGUCUGAUGCAGCUGUUGGCAUCGGGGAUUCAGCAGAAGUCAACAGAGAAGACGUAACUGAUAAAAACUAUGAGAGUUCAUCAAGUGCUGCUGGGAGUGAAGAAAAUUCUUCCAACUUCUCAGAUCCUUCUGGUCCUAUUCAUGGAAGUAGUGAUAAUGAGAACGAAUUAGAAAGAAGUAGUGUUGCGUCAAACUCAUCAAUGGAUGAAAAUGAUAAUCCUGAGUGCUCCCCUCUACCUGUCUCAAAUCAGCAAGAUGGCGCCUCAUCAAUGGAUGAAAAUGAUACUCAGAUGUGUGCGGAUAAUCCUGAAUGCUCCCCUGUAUCUGUCUCAAGCCACCAAGAAAGCGUCUCAUCAAAAUCAGCAGGAAAUGAUGACUCUGUAGGGAAAGUAGCUACGGGGAUAAAGGAGAUCAAACAUCUAUCUGGAAAGUUUCAAUGGUUAUGGAAGUUUGGAAGGAAUGCAAACGAGGGCACAUCUGCAAGAACUGUUCCUGAGGAUGCAAAAGCUUGCAACAAUGGAAGUGAUCAGAACAAUUUAGUUGGUAUUUCCACUGCUGAUGGGUGUAACCGCUUGUCUAGAACCAGCAAGGGGGAGACAGUGGACCAAAAUUUGAUGGUUAGCUGGAAGAAUCUUGGUCAAUCCAUGAUCGAAAACAUUCAGGUUCUGGAGUCUGUGUUCCAGCAGGAUCGCGGUCAAGCUGGAGGAUCCUCGGAAAACUUGAUGAAGAAUGGUCUUGUCGGGAAAGGACAAGUUACAGCCACAGCUGCGCUGAAAGAGCUUAGAAAGAUCAGCAAUCUUCUCUCUGAGAUGUGAUUUUGAUGUUAUUAUUAAUGUGUAUAGUCGGUUACUAUUCCUCUCUCGAGUAACAAUAAAUGGUCCUACGGCUUCUAUUGUAUCCCAUCAUUUUUUUGUAUGUAUAUGUAUAUAUAGACUUUGUCUAAAUAAAUGCAAGUGUAUUGAUAUCAA
Molecule: messenger RNA, 3187 nt
Organism: Salvia miltiorrhiza (redroot sage)
Lineage: Eukaryota; Viridiplantae; Streptophyta; Magnoliopsida; Lamiales; Lamiaceae
Exons: 5
Coding region: 518-3034 (838 amino acids)
Biological process (GO): activation of GTPase activity
Molecular function (GO): GTPase activator activity
Source: RefSeq, a predicted model, not a curated record